AUGACGUCGAUGGGAAUGCAGUUGCUCGGCUCUGUCCUGGGCCUUUUGGGCUGGAUCGGGGUCAUCGUGGUGUGUGGAGCCCCAAUGUGGAGAGUCACUGCUUUCAUCGGAAACAACAUAGUGACAUCGCAGACCAUCUGGGAGGGCAUCUGGAUGAGCUGUGUGGUCCAAAGCACAGGACAGAUGCAGUGCAAAGUGUAUGACUCCAUGCUGGCUCUGGGGACGGACCUCCAAGGAGCUCGCGCCUUGAUCGUGGUCUCCAUCAUUACAGGAAUCGCGGGUCUUCUGAUUGCUUUUGCUGGGGGUAAAUGCACCAACUUCAUCCCAGAGGAAAGAGCAAAAACAAGGGCUUCCAUUGCAGCUGGGGUGGUUUUGAUCAUCAGUGGAUUUCUUUGUCUUAUUCCGGUUUCGUGGACUGCAAGCAUGAUUAUAAGGGACUUCUACAACCCCAUACUGGUGGACGCACAGAGGAGAGAGCUGGGGGCUUCGCUGUAUGUCGGAUGGGGAGCAGGGGCCCUUCUGGUUCUGGGAGGGGGUCUUCUCUGCGCAAACUGCCCCAAAAGCGAAGAAUCCCCGUCGGAUAAUUAUUUGCUCAACAAAUCGACAGCAGGACGAAGCAGGGUAAACUCAGGCAGAUCGCUCACUCCAACAAAGACUUAUAUCUGA
Molecule: messenger RNA, 666 nt
Organism: Knipowitschia caucasica
Lineage: Eukaryota; Metazoa; Chordata; Actinopteri; Gobiiformes; Gobiidae
Source: the annotation of a GenBank genome assembly